AGUUGAAAAUCCUUUACAUUGAUCAACCCAGUUACGUUACUAAGGGAUCAGAAGUUCAUCUGACAUGCGUACUGAGUGGCGGAAACCAUCCUCAUAUAACCUGGAUCAGACCACGAAAUUCUCUACCAUUACAUGCUUACACAAUAAAUGACGAUAUGACUCUAGUUAUUCCAAACUUCACCAAUUCUGAGUCUGGUGAGUAUCUAUGCGUGGCAUCCGAUGGUCAACAAUUUGUGAAUCAUGCUUUCAACUUGACAAUUACUGCUGGCCAUUCAUCCCAAAUUCCAACAACAAAGUUACCUAUAACAACUACUAUUUCAAAGACAACACCAGCAACCGCAUUAGCGGGAGGACCGCCCCAUGUCAUUUUAAUUGAUAUUAAGCCAAAAAUUAUUCAUUUUGGUGACAACGUCACAGCCACCUGUCAUGUUAAAAGUUACCCAAAGUACGACAUCAUCAAUUGGGAUGUUAAGACAAGCGAGAUACCAACAAACAUCGAAGCCAUUUCUGGGAAUUAUUCUGCACUGCUUCGCAUCAAUAACUUUCAGAGGAUUAAUGAAGUUCCUUAUAGAUGUAGUGUAAAGAAUUCUUUCGGGGAAGACUCUAGAAUUGUGAAUAUUCUUUCUUCACAUUGAUUUCGAGGAAAGGAACUUUAAUGAA
Messenger RNA from Saccostrea cuccullata (small rock oyster), 660 nucleotides. RefSeq lists its product as uncharacterized. The record is from RefSeq and is a predicted model, not a curated record. The transcript has 4 exons. Gene Ontology annotation, cellular component: plasma membrane; cell-cell junction. Bases 156 to 635 code for a protein of 159 amino acids. Lineage: Eukaryota; Metazoa; Mollusca; Bivalvia; Ostreida; Ostreidae. Gene Ontology annotation, biological process: cell-cell adhesion. Gene Ontology annotation, molecular function: cell adhesion molecule binding.